AUGAUCGAACAGGGCUUUCGUAAGGUGGUGCCGGAGAGGUGGGAGUUCGCGAACGAGUUCUUCCGGAAGGGCCAGAAGCACCUCCUCUGCGAGAUCCAACUCCGCCUCCACCUCUUCUCCUUCCUCCCCUCUCCAUUUCCCUCCCCUCUUCGCGAUAGCGGAGGCACCGGCUCCGCCGACGCCGCGACGACGCUGAUGGCGGAGAACGAGACCGGCUCGCCUGCGGCGCGCCAGGAAGCGGCCGGUUUCGAUACGAUUGCGUCGGCUUUCGUAAGGUGGUGCCGGAGAGGUGGGAGUUCGCGAACGAGUUCUUCCGGAAGGGCCAGAAGCACCUCCUCUGCGAGAAGCAACGCGGCUCUGCUGUCGGAGCUGGCGCACAUGAAGCGGCUCUACAACGACAUCAUCUACUUCGUGCAGAACCACGUCCAACCCGUAGCCCCGAGCUUCACCGCAUCACCGCCGCCGCGGCCGCCGCCGCUGCGCCGCAGCCGGGAGCCCGAGCUCGCUGCC
Messenger RNA from Ananas comosus (pineapple), 510 nucleotides. RefSeq names its product putative heat stress transcription factor B-4a. The annotation marks the transcript as partial. Gene Ontology annotation, biological process: regulation of transcription by RNA polymerase II. Gene Ontology annotation, cellular component: nucleus. The record is from RefSeq and is a predicted model, not a curated record. The transcript has 3 exons. NCBI's taxonomy places the organism in Eukaryota, Viridiplantae, Streptophyta, Magnoliopsida, Poales, Bromeliaceae. Gene Ontology annotation, molecular function: DNA-binding transcription factor activity; RNA polymerase II cis-regulatory region sequence-specific DNA binding.